CCGUUACCUAGCAACAAGCCAAAGCAAAACCCCCAGAGGACUUUCCAGCCGUCUAAUUUGCGACGCUUCGACUUAAUUUUACGACAUUUAUUGACUGCCUUCAUCUUUGUUUUAUUGCAAUAACAAUUUUCAACAUGGCUGAGACGUUUUAUCCCCAAGAGAGUAUCUACAAUCUUUUACCCGACCUGCUUGACGCUGAAAAGCCAAAGCACAGUACCAGGUUCAGGCCGGCGGCAAUUCGGCUGGAUGACAAAGUGUCCAAGAUUGCGAUGAAAACGAUGGGCCCGGCGAAAGUGGAGACCCCGUCCCCGGAGAAAUAUCUCAAAAAGCAUUCGAGAGAGCCCAAACUGCCCCAAAAAAAAGAAGGUCCUCGCCGCACGUGCACGGCGAGGAAACCGGCCGUCCCCUUGAGGUCCGAACAGCCGCCCGCGGGGAGGAAGUCGCCCAAGGCCGCGACGGCGCCCGUGCGGCCCAGACCGUCGGCGGCUUCCGUUGACACCAACCGAGGCCACAAGGAGCUCCUGGAACAUUCCGGACUGGUCCCCAAGUACGUCAAGAAAAAGGGCUACGGCGAGGUGCCCCAGUACCUGCAGCACCGCGGCGAGGAAUUGCAAAGAUCUGCGGAGGAGUACGACAAGUACCUGACGGAGCGGACGGAGGAAGGCCCCAUGAGGCGGCUGUCGGACGAGGAGCGGCGAGCCAACCUGGAGAGCCUGAAGAAGACCUUGGCCGAGCUGCAGGACAAGUACCGGCGUCUGCCGGUGGUCGUGGACACGCUGACGAGGAAGAGCCGCAAGCUGCAACUGGAGGCGGAAAUGAAGCAGCUGGAGAGCGACGUGGAACUUUUCCAGAGGUUCAAGACCAUUUACAUAGCCAAGUAGGAAAAGAGGCCCACGCCGAGGCCCGCCGGUCCCGGUUGGGCUCGGCGCCACCUUUUUACACCUUCGGCCGGGCUGAGGACCUUCGGAGAACGCCCUUUGGGCCCGGGCCCUCGCUCAGAGUCUUCUGCAAAUUUUUGUGCUCCCCCUGCUAAGUAAACAAAAAAC
Molecule: messenger RNA, 1046 nt
Organism: Syngnathoides biaculeatus (alligator pipefish)
Lineage: Eukaryota; Metazoa; Chordata; Actinopteri; Syngnathiformes; Syngnathidae
Gene: enkur
Product: enkurin, TRPC channel interacting protein
Exons: 5
Coding region: 135-881 (248 amino acids)
Cellular component (GO): acrosomal vesicle
Molecular function (GO): calmodulin binding
Source: RefSeq, a predicted model, not a curated record